Messenger RNA from Coturnix japonica (Japanese quail), 13610 nucleotides. RefSeq names its product nuclear respiratory factor 1 (gene NRF1). Lineage: Eukaryota; Metazoa; Chordata; Aves; Galliformes; Phasianidae. Gene Ontology annotation, biological process: regulation of transcription by RNA polymerase II. Gene Ontology annotation, molecular function: DNA-binding transcription factor activity. The record is from RefSeq and is a predicted model, not a curated record.
UGCCUUUUUUUCCUUCUUACUUUCUCCUCUCCCUCCUUUUUAGUUUGACCCCCUUUUUUACCUCUUCCCUUUAUUCCUCCUCUCCCUUCUUAUUGGGCUGCAUUGUGGCCAUGGGGCUCCCACUGCUUCCUGAGCCAUUUGGGAUUGGGAACCAUCACAGAGCACAAAAUCCCCACCUUAAACUUGCACAGAAAGAGCUCUUUUGCAUCUACCACUAAUCCUGGUAACAUGAAGAAAUAUUUUCUAUGCGUAUCUUCAAGAUUUGGAUGCUCUGUUCCCCCUUCCUAGAGCUAUUCCCAGAAUUAGAGGCCUUUUGGCAUGGUGUGGUUCUGCCUUUGAGUUUCUGGCCUCGCUGGUGGUUUGUCAUUUUUCAUCCAUUUUGAUGCGUUUAUGCUUUGGUGUUCCCUUGGCCAUUGGGUCACCUGCAGCAUUUUGCUCAUCCUUAGAGUUGUGGGGUUGCUCUUCUCAUGCCUUAAUAGCGAGGAGAUGGACGAGAAAUCGUUCUGUUUUCUAUUUGUUAAUGUCUGUGGUUGAGCAUUGGUGGGAAAGAGGAAGUGUCUGGCUACUUUGGAAGGCUCAGAAUGACGUGGAUUUACAUUGGAAUUUUGGUCUUUUUCCAUCAUGGCUGGCAAUCACAUUGACUUUCAUUAGGAUUUUGGUCUUGUCCAGGAUGGCUGGGGAUCAUGUUGAUUUUCUUUGGUGUUUGUUCUUGCCUAUCAUGGCAGAGGAUCACGCUGACUUUCUUUGGGGUUUUGGUCUCAUCCGUCAUGGAUGAGGAUCGUAUGGACUUUUCUUGGGUUUUUGACCUCAUUCAUCACAGAUUUGGAUCACGUUGGCUUUUUGGGGGGCAUUUGGUCCUGUCUACCAUGGAUUUGGAUCACAUUGACUUUCUUUGGGGUUUUGGUCCUGUCCAUCAUGAAUGAGGAUCACAUUGACUUUCUUUGGGCCUUUGGUUUCAUCCAUCAUGGAUUUGGAUCACAUUGACUUUCUUUGGGGUUUCAUCCAUCACGGGUUUGGAUCACAUUGACUUUCUUUGGGGUCUUGGUAUCGUUCAUUAUAGCUAAGUGCUAUCAUGUAGAGUUACAUCAUCUAAUACAUCUUUUUCUCCAUGUCUUUACUCCAGUGGAGCUUUAUGUCACACUUUUUAGAGCUCUCCUGUUAUUUAGGUGCAGCCUUAGUGAUGAAUGGGCUCUCACUGCCAUAAAUCCAAUGGCGUGUGUGGCAUUGGGAAAAUGCAUGGCAUAAACCUGGUAGAGGAUGUUGAGCAAAGGCUACAUUGUAACUCCUGCCACACAGUGCUUUAUGUUUGGUAGUAAUUAGGCUUUAAUUACUGGCCUUAAUGAAGGCCUUAUGUGCCUGGUCAGCUGCGCAGAUAUCGGCUUUUAAUUUUAAGUAUUUUAGGUGUGAGGGCUAUCAAAAGUCUUGGAAUUUGCUUUUUGUUUUUCCAAUGCUCACAAACCAGGAGCAUCUUCGAUAGAUUUAUCACAACCUGCUCAGCUUCUGGCAGGCUCAAACCUGGAGGCUUUGAGCUUCGUAAUGAAAAUGAAGCGUGAAUGGCCACAGCAUCACAGGUUGGGAGCCCUGGGAGAUUCCAUUCAGCCUCCCUGGAGGCUUCGGGUUCUUUUUCAUAUAUAUAUAUAUAUUUGCUGUAGCCUUUUAUGAUCUGGAAAGCAGCCCAGAAAAUAACUUCUAGGAAGGAAGCUGGGUGCAGUGCCUCUGUAGGAUGUCCUUGCAUCCCCUCUACCAUGAAAAUGUAAUAGAUCUUCAUGCGUAAUGCCGUGUGCUGUCAAUAGAACUUAGCUCCUGUUGGUUUUCAUUGUAAGUACUGCUUUAAAAUUCAACUUUGGACUACUACUGCUGCUCCUGAAGGAAGUCCAGAGGAAGAAUGUAUCGUUAACUUUAUUUUUGUACCAGUGAUUAUCCAGUAAUUGAGUUACUUAAUAAAUUAAUUCUGUAAUACACUCCUUGGUCUUCUUAAAUAACUCUUGGCACGUGGUGGGGAUCUCGCCUGCUUUGCUCUGUGAGUUGUAACUGUAGUAGAAAGAAUGGUGCUGAGGUGGCACUUGGAGCAGAGGCUUUGUGACUCUCCCGUCUCUCCUCUAAUGAACUUCAUUAGCUGUUUGGUAGAUAGCCUCUUGCUAAGGGUGCUUGUCUAAAAUAAGAAGCAGCUACAGCCAGCUGAGGAUAAAAGUUCUGUCUUUGGGAUUUCAGCUGCCAUACCAGCAGCCCACCGAGGACCCCUAGGUGAUGGGGCUGAGUGGCACUGAGGCACGUCUUACUUGUAUUUAAAGGUAAUCUGUCCCCUUGUGGUUUAAAACUACUCAUCUCUCAUCCAGUUUGGUGGUUGCUCAUGUCCCCACUGUUGAAGGUAGGUCUAUUGGUUUCCGCCAUCCCAACCCAAUGAAGGUAGGUCUAUUGGUUUUAGCCGUCCCAACCCAAUGAAGGUAGGUCUGUUGGUUUCCGCCAUCCCAACCCAAUGAAGGUAGGUCUAUUGGUUUCAGCCAUCCCAACCCAAUUGACCUCCUCCAGCCCAACCCUUUCUUCUUGGAUCCUCCCAUCUGGCAGAGGCUGUUUGGGUUUUUGGUUGUGGAUGACUUGCCUGUUGAGCUCCAAGGAGUCUGUGCUAUUGAUGGAUAAGACAUUGUAGAGCUGAAAGCUGUAUCUAGUGGAGGGCCGCAGGCAUCCAUCCUGCUGAUGUGUUGACAUCAAUGAAAUGCCAUAGUUUUCCAUCCUGUACGAUGUAGAUGUUCAGAGACUUGUGCAGCACUUUGUGUUGCAGGUAUAUUCCAUCUGAUCCAGGUUCUAUAGAAUUGAAGAGCCCAGCAUUAUUUUGUAGUUGCUUUUCACCCUUUUGUCCUGUUUUGUGGGUAAUGGGGGCAUGUUGUUGUGCACGGAGCACAUUGCUGUGCUGGGCUUCCUCACCUGCAUUAUUUUGGUUGGUGUUGAUGGUUUCCUGCCUCCUUGAGGGCCUGAUAAAAAGGAGAUAUCUGAUGGUUGUAAACUAAAAGAAGGGGGGAUUUAGGUUAGAUGUUGGCAGGGUGUUGGAACUGGGUGGUCUUUGAGAUCCCCUCCAACCUACUCCAUUCCAUGAUUCUAUGACAAGUCAUGCAAUCAGAAAGAAACCGGUUCCCACCCACUGUUCAUUACGUAACCCUCUAAUUAAAGUCAUCAAACGGAGAUGACUCCGCGGCUCAGGAAACUUCCCCCAUGUCUGGGUCAAAAAUACUUCCUCCGUGCUUUAUUUACAUUGUGACAUCCUCGAUGUUGUGUCAAUUAAUUCUUACCCCACAAGUUUAUUUUUGGCUUCAGCUGUUGAGUCUCCUUCUAUUCAGGCCCCCAAAAGGUCUUUUAACUCUUCAGUUUUCCCUAUAAAGGAGAGAGGACUUGAGGUAGUGCUGCUCUCUUUCUCCCUAGGAAAUCCAAGCUGAUGUGAAUCACUUCUCAUAGUUGCUUAGGGCGGCAAGUUGUUGUUUUCUUUUUCUGGCUCAUUAUUUCUGCACCAUAUUUUUGAGUGAAUGGUAAAGCAUUCAGGGUGGGUCUCUUGCCCAAGAAGCAAAUGCUGUGUGUUCUUAUGAUGGCUGUAAUGCUUAAACUCUGAUAAUGAGAAGCAUACGUGGAUAGAGGUGGCGGUGAGGAAAUGUCAAAGACCUCCAAAACACAAAAUGUGGCAGCAAAUAAAAUGUUGAGUUCUGUUUUCCAUGCACAAAAUAAAUGGUGGUUGUGUGUUGUAGCAGCUCCUAAAACCUCCCUCAGCUCCCAUGUUUGUUCAGAGUGUGAGCAGCCCCAUUUUCUAUAUAGGCAUGCUUGUUAUAAACAUGUAAUAAAUGUUUCAUCUUUUAACAGAUUUAGUUUUGAGUGUUUAGCUUGCAUGGAAAACAGCUGCAUAGUAAGUGAUGUGCCUUGAGGAGGAAGGUGGCCAGGUUAAUGAGCUUUGUUGGUCCCACAGAGGGGAAAAAUGUUCUUAAAGUGCACUUAAAUCCAGCUCGCAGGUAGUUAGGUAAUUGCAGAGUGGUCUCAUCUUGCUGAGCCACAGAUAGACAUUGGGUUUGGGUGGUGCUGUGUGGACUUUGAUGGUCUUCAUCGGUCCCUUCCAAUUGGGAUGUCCUGUGAUCUAAUAGCUGUCCCCUUUCUCUCCUGGUCAAGGUGGAGCCUCUCCUCCAAAACCAAGUGUGAUCUCAGAGGUGUAGUUCAGCCUGGGUUUAGGAUAGACCAUGGCAUGGUGGCCUCUGGGGUCCUUCCCAACCCGUUCUAUGAGCUCCCUGCAGAACACGUCACCAACAGAACCACCCAGCCUUGUAGCCAGGCCUGCCAUCUUAGGUCAGAGCUAUGUAAUUCAGUGCAGAUAAUUUAAUUAGGGCUGUACCCUGUGCCCUUACCACGUGGUAGAUGACUGAGCUAAGGCAACGUGAGGGCAAACAAUGCUGUUGGCUGAGUGCUCAGGGCAGCAGCCAAGGCCAACAGGUUGAUCUCUUGGUGUUGUUUCCAAAUCUGUUGUCUCCAAAUGUGCUGUUAUGUUGCCUCCAAAUCCCAGUGAGCAUCUCUGUGCUGUCUGCCAACCACUGCCCUCACACUCGUGUGCUCCUCGCAGUGCUCCCAUUAUGUUCCCUUGCAGCAGCCCAGUGUAACAGUAAUCCUUUGCCUCUAUAAAAGAGGAUUAAAAAUGGGAACAUUCGUACCUUAAUUCAGCCUGCCAGGGCUGUGCUCUGUCUUUUGGGCAGUAAUCCUGUUGGGAGAGGGCCGUCAGCAAACAGCAGAUCCUCUCUGGUCAUGCUGUUGAUAGGGUUAGCAAUUCUUCAAAUUAAUUAAAAAGCUGUAACAACUAGAGAAGAGCAACUCGCUUAGAAUGACUUAAAGGCUGCGUGGUUCAGGGUAAAAUAAUUAGAAAUGGGGAUUUCCAUGCUUCUUGAAAUGAAUGUGCACAAAUGGACAUAACGGUACCUUUGAGGAUGCUGUUUGUCAGAUGCUUUGCUGUCCAGACUCCACUUACAUGCUUAAUAAACGGGUGUAAAGUGCCAUUGGUUUCUUUUCCAGGCUUUCUGUGUUUCCUGCAGCUCUUUUAGGUGAUAUGCUGAUGAGAAAGGCAUGAUAAAAGACAUGGAUUUGGUUUUCUAGGAUUUUUAUUUCUUUUAGGGUUCUUUGUGCUGCGAUUGCUGGCAUAGGGAUUAUUUCUCCAGCCUAAUUAAAAGGAUAAUUGCAUUAAGCCACAGGAGGACGCUGUGGGAUGACGAGAGGUGGAUUUCAGUCCCUCCUAGGGCUUGAGUUACUGCGUUUCUGCCAGAGCUCAACCACAGCAAAUUCUCCAUAACAAUGGGAUUUUUGCAUUUCAGUGUGUUUUCAGUGAGUUAAGGUAAUAAUAAAUAUACAAGUCAAUCUUGCUGCUGAUGGAUGGCAUUGUUUCCUUAUCAAACCUGCAUUACUAAUUCCAUCAAGGCUCAUCAUUGCACGGGAAUGGCAUCGAACCCUAUCUAAAGGUGAAUGAGUGAAUAAUAUUUAACCUGGGAGAGCUGUCAGCAGGUUGGAUGCUAUGCAGAGACUUCCAGUAGGAGUCCAAAGCCUCAUUUUAGGAAGGACGUGAGGGCUUCGUUUUGCAUCCCCCUAAGAAAAGCCAGGACUUGGUGUUGCUUGGCUGUGGCACUGACAAGAGAUGGAGCUGAGACCCAUCCAAAAUGGGUCAAAAUGUGGCUACAGUGGUCUGCUGUGAGGGCUGAUCAGCAGCAGUGGUUUAAGGCAUGAUUGCAAUUGUCCUCAUGGAAAUCUCAGAGGAUGAGAUUAAUUCUCCCACCAUUGAAACCUGCUGAUGAGAUGCUCAUGGGAUGAAGAAGUACCUCUGCUUUAGAAAAAAUGCAUAGAGAGCUUUGUGCCAGAACAGCAAAACACAGUGGGAAACCAUUUCUGAAGCAGAAUUCCCUCAAAUAGGAAUAGGAAAUUUAUUUUAUCAGUAGGUGGUGUGUGAUUAAUUUCUCACCGGAUCACUUUUCACUUAGGAAAUGUUCCAGGCUGUUCUUGCAGGGAGCUGGGAAUUCAUCUAAACCUAUAGCACCAAUGGAAAAUAGGCUUUAAAAUCAAACAACCUGCUGUGGUGAGCACAUAGGACUUACACAGGACAAGUGCUUUCUCAUCUCAUCCUGUAGAAGAGUUGCACACAAGCAACUGAGCAGUGCUGAGCACCACUACCACAUCACAGCUCCUGCAGGCAAUCCUUGUGCAAGAUGGGGAAGGAGGAAGGUUGAGCAGCAGAUAUCUAUGCACUGAUGGGGAAGCUCGUUUCCUAGCAGAGGUGCUGGUACGUGUGGCUGGAAAUUACCACAGUGCUGCAAGAAGAAGAGCCAGCAGCACCGUUGUAUGGGGUUUAACACACCCAGAUCACAGCAACCCCCGAGAACAAAGGUGCCAGUGUGAUGGUGGUGGUUUCAUGCAAAGCAAAUGGCUUAUUUACAGGGCAGGCUUGAAUCCAUUAAAGGCAUAUUAAACUCCAGAUGCUCACCAACUUUACAAAAGGAGUGGAAGAAAGGAAGGAGGUGUUGCACAUUUUUUGGAAGGAAAAAAAAAAAUCAGCUCUCCGAGCACGGAGCAGCAUUUCCUUGCAGUUAAAAGCGUGAUGCUGGAAUAGCGAGACAGGUUUAAUGUCAUUUUCCUUUUUAAAGCUGGUUUUCAGACUGAGCUGCGUAGCUCCGGAUAGUGCUGUGCAAUGCACUGUUCGGUUCAGGAUGCUUGAUAUUGGGUCUGCAGCUCAGUGAUCAAGCAGAAAAUGGAAGAGGGGAAACUAGGAACGUUUCCAUUCCUUUGGAACUAAUAAAGAAAUGAGCCGGAGGGAUCAUUUGUGGCUAUGCCAAAUGGGCCCUUGCUCCAAGACCUCUAAAUUAACUUCAGGUGGGUCCAUUACCACCCAGCAAUCUGAUUUAUGUUUAAUAGAAGAAGCAGUGCUGGGGAGAGCUGUGCCUCGGUACCUUCGUGGGCUGCUGCACCUCAGUUUUCUGCCUGUGUUGUUUCUCAAUCCUUGCUUAUUCCAUACACAAAGUGGAACUGCUGUGGUAUCAGUGCCCAACUGAGGCCUCGAUCUCCAAAAUCUUCACCUAGGAGACAUUGUGGUGAUAGCAAGGAGUAUUCACAAAGAAAAGACAGAACUAUUUUAUGAAGAAUUGAGUUUUCAAAGGAGAAACCUCCACCCAAAGUGUCCAAGCAGAAGAAAGAUCUGGUUGCAGAAUUUGGAGUUACGGUCUACAUAGAGUAGGUCUCAGCCCUUUUCCUUCUGUCUUCAUUCACGUGGUCCAUUCUUUGCAUCUGUAUGGAAAUUAUUUAAACAUCCCAAGACGUUUUUCCAUCUGCUUUAUUCUUGUGUGGGCAUCUUAUCUUUGGCUCAGUUUAAAGCACUCCUGAAGCAACACUAUCAUGAGAUGGCGGUAGGGGAGUUCCUCCAGUAGGGUAACCUGCAUGGCUUCAUGUCGAUGUGGUUACUCCUACUCACACCACAGAUGACACUGAGUAGACACGAGCUCCAUUUUCAACCACACGUCUUUGAAUUGAACAUAGAAUUUACAGUUUUUGUGCUCCAUUUCCGUUGUUUUCUGCUGUUUCUGGUGGUCAGGUUAUGCUAUUUUGGGUUGCUUUUCUCCUCCAGCACCUGGUAUUCUUCCAGCUCUGGUGUCAGCAGCGCAUCAGAGGAGGUUCCAUCGCGACCACAAAGCAACUGUGCACUGCAUGGUGAGGUGACUUUAUCCUCAUUUCUCUGUUUUCAAGCAUUUUAAAGAUUUAAAAAAUACUUCUGGCUUUCAUACAAGGCUUCAGGACUAAGCCACAGCUACCAGGAAACGUCUCCACAGGCAGUGUUGUGGUAUAAGGGUUUCCUUGCACCUGAAUUUGUUCAGUUUAAUAAAGCAGAAGAGGAAUAAACAUUCAUUCUCUGGAAUGAGGAGCAUUCAUUUCUGAAAUGAAUCAAGAAUGAGUUUUUCCUUUCAUGCUCUAUGUAAUAAUUCCUUUUCCAGACCAUCAGAUUCAUGUCGAAGCUGCUUUGGGUGGCUCUUUUUGGUGGCUCUUUGGAUGGUUCUUCCUCUGUGCUCACAGCCUGAUUUCUACCAGGAAUCCCGCGGGAAUAAUAUGAAAAGAUGGAUAAUACAAAUAAUGACCCAAACUUUCAACACACGGCUACGAGGCUUUUGCCCUUCAGAUGCUGGAGGUGUUUGGGAAUUUUCCAUAAGGCAAAUGCCCAGACAUGAAAAGAGUGCAGAAGGUGGAGUGGAAAAUUGGUGUUAAGUGAAGUCAGCUAUUGGGUCAAACUGGAGUUAAUCCAAAUUACAAUGUGGAAAUGAGUUACUGAAGCUUGUAGUGUUGGGAUGUGCACAACUGGGCAGGCUUCUGCAUCCACUGGGGAGCAAGUCCUGGUUUGUGGUAGAUGUGUAGUAGUUUCUUGCCCCCUUUUCCCAGUUUUUAUUUACUUUUAUAUAGCCUGAAAUGAUGAAGAUGAGGGUACAGAAAGGGCAGAGCCAGGUUCUGCUUGGUAGUGGAAGCACAAUGCGUGCCUGUAAAAAAUGAGAGCAAAUACCCACACAUUCCUGUCUGCUCUUUAUGGGCCACCCAUGUGUUGAUGUUGGUCACCCAGCUGGUUGUUUGCCCACUUAGGAAUGCAUGACCCAUAGUUUCAGUUUGAGUGGUAUUGCCCUGGUUCAAGCAUUUUUCCUCCUAAAGAAAGCAGUGUCAGAAACAUCGCUCGUUUUACAAUCUCAUUUCCUGGGGAGCAGAGCGGCAGCUAUGCUUUGUCACAUAUUUUCUGGUAGUAUUUUUUUUAUGAGGAUAAAUACUUCUUUAUUUCAAUGGAAAGCACUUUAUGUUGUAUGGCACCAUGGGGAAAACAGCAGUGAACCACUUCAGACAAAGCAAGCCUAGUGGUUUGGGAAAAGCAUGGCCUGCUGUGCUGCUCCAUUAAGGUUUUGCAUGAAAUCUCCCUUGCUUCCUCCAUUUUUCUCUAGUGAUAGCAAAAUAAAUUCAUUAGAAGAAGAUUAUGCUGGAUCUAUUUCCAACCAAAAGAUUUCAUGUUGCUUCAGUGCAUCUUGGCAUCUCAACCCCUUCCUUACUGGAGGUAUUUGAAUUGGUGCUCUUUUGGAUGGUUCUAACAUCACAGUGGCUUGUAAGCAGGGCUGAAUAACUCCUGGUUCCGUUGUGAGUUGGAUUGUGAGUGGGAAGGUGGUUGGAGCUUUAACCUCCAUAGCUUUGCAAUGGUCUCACAACUGCUUUUUGGCAGGUCGGAGCUCUCCUAAUGCGUGCCUAGCUAGGAAACAGCCUAAACUCCAUCUGUUGGGAGCCCAAAUGGUGUUUAAUUUCCAUCCAUGCAACUUAAGAACAGUUAGGGCUUCUCAUAGUGUUUCCCAGACAAGAAACUGACUUUUCUAGAUAGGUGAUGCCAAAAUAAGAGUCAGCUCCACCAUGAGGUUGGUGGCUCUUAGCAAAGCCAUUCAUUCUGUGAUUCCACUAUUAGAAGGAUAGGAGGGAAACUAGAUUGGGUUUGGCACAUUUGGCAUUUUGGGAAGUUCAAUACCUCUUUUGGGAAGAUCUAGCUGGAUUUCUUUGCAUUGGGAAUUGAGAAACCAUUCCUAAAUGCCUAGGUUGGAGUUAUCUUAGGAGGACAAAGGCUGCUGCAAAAAGAACCAUCACUGUGCAAUGCCAUACAUGGAGUGAACCAAUCUCAAUCCCAUAUUCAGAGAUAACCCACCCUGAUCCUGUACAUGGAGCUAAUCCAUCCUAAAGCCCUGGACCUGCUGGCUGGAAGCUGUCCAUUGAGCAAGAGGAUGUGACUACCCACAGCCAUUUUGGUAAUAGUGUGAUAUUUGGAAACUUAUCUGUGUGAUAGUGGGUUUUUGCUUGGCUCAUCCUAAGUCUCUAGUCGGUGUUUUCAUCUAUGAACUCCUCAUCUCCAUUCAACACCAUGUGUGCCUCUGGCAUUUGAGCAGGAAGCUUUCCCUUAGUGCUGUCCAGGGAAUAUUCUCCCUCCGUUUGAGAUGCAGCUUUUUGUUUCCCAUUAAAAAAAUAACAAUAAUAAUUAAAAAAUAGCUGUGCUUGAGUCAACUAUAGAAAAUGAUUGUGGAUGAAUGUUUGGAGGAUGGGACUCGCUAAAAUAAUUGAUUUGCUGGUUGUGGUGUCUUCAAGUUGAAGCUGCCUUUGAUGGAAGUGCAUAAAUGCCCUCAGUGUUCAGUACACAAUGAUGUUGGUACUUCAUCCCAUAGCCUUGGACAUGCCUUGCCUUUCUUCCUAUCCCAGAAUCAGCACAAGACUCGGGUUAUCUCCUGUCCUCAGUUGGAGGUGCUCUCCCUUCUCCUCCAUUCUUUCCACGGAGCAGCCUGCAUUUGUAAUCAUUCUUCUUGCAAUCUCUCAAGUAGUUGUUCUAGGUUGGUUUGGCCAAGAGAACUUUAGCCAAGAGCUCUUUCUCCUGGCAUGGAUCUCAGUGUCCCAUUCUUCCUGUGUGGUUGGUCCCGAUGAUGUCAUUUUUGGGCUCACCAUCAGCCUGAUGACUAAUUUGUCAGAGUGGCUGUCAUGCUGAUCAUUUGCAAAGCAUUGUGUAUUUCUGGCACGUUAUAUAUGUGAUAAAAGUUAUGGGAAGCUUUGGAAGAGCAAAGCUGCGUGCUGGCAUGCUAUGGUUGAGUUGAUGGUGCAGCGCACCAUGGCCAGGUCUGUGUUCCUGGCUCUCUCCUUUUGAAAAGCUGAACAGAUUUCAAUGGAGAGGGGUGUGGUAAAGAGCUUUUAAUCCUGUGGACUUUUGUCCUAGGAUGCUGAGGUUGGGUUAUGUAGUGCUCUUGAGCAUCUUACCUUGUUGUCAAAGUGGCAGAAAUAAGCUCCAGGCACACAGCUUGGGAAUGCCAGGUGUGUUCAGACCUUUCCUCCAGCAAUGGUGCCUGUUUUUGGUGCUGUGAUGUGUAGCUGAGAAAUAGGAUUUUUCAGAACCUCUUCUACCUUCUGGAUCAGCAAUGUCCCUCCUGUGGAAGCCCACUAGGGGAGUACCUAUUGAUGGAAGAACACGGCGUGACUCAAACAGAACACAUGGCCACCAUCGAGGCCCACGCAGUGGCCCAGCAGGUGCAGCAGGUCCACGUGGCCACCUACACGGAGCACAGCAUGCUGAGUGCCGACGAGGACUCACCUUCCUCACCUGAGGACACAUCCUAUGAUGACUCUGACAUCCUCAACUCCACGGCUACCGAUGAGGUGACGGCCCACCUGGCUGCAGCAGGCCCUGUGGGGAUGGCAGCAGCUGCUGCUGUGGCAACGGGUAAGAAACGGAAGCGACCACACGUUUUUGAAUCCAACCCAUCCAUCCGUAAGAGGCAGCAGACGCGUUUGCUACGGAAGCUCCGUGCCACGCUGGAUGAGUACACCACCAGAGUGGGGCAGCAAGCCAUCGUCCUGUGUAUCUCACCAUCCAAACCCAACCCCGUCUUCAAAGUUUUUGGAGCUGCACCCUUGGAGAAUGUGGUACGCAAGUACAAGAGCAUGAUUCUCGAAGACCUGGAGUCAGCGCUGGCAGAGCACGCUCCUGCACCUCAGGAGGUUAACUCAGAGUUACCACCCCUCACCAUUGAUGGCAUUCCAGUCUCAGUGGACAAGAUGACCCAGGCACAGCUGCGAGCAUUCAUCCCAGAGAUGCUGAAGUAUUCCACGGGUCGUGGGAAGCCAGGCUGGGGCAAGGAGAGCUGCAAGCCCAUUUGGUGGCCUGAGGACAUUCCCUGGGCCAACGUCCGAAGUGAUGUGCGCACAGAGGAGCAGAAGCAGCGGGUGUCGUGGACCCAAGCACUGCGGACUAUCGUGAAGAACUGCUACAAACAGCAUGGGCGCGAAGACCUGCUCUACGCAUUCGAGGAUCAGCAGACACAGCAACAGACCACAACCACACACAGUAUAGCACACCUGGUACCCUCACAGACAGUGGUACAAACCUUCAGUAACCCUGAUGGCACCGUGUCCCUCAUCCAGGUUGGCACUGGUGCCACAGUUGCCACACUGGCCGACGCCUCUGAGCUGCCUACCACAGUUACCGUUGCACAAGUCAAUUACUCUGCAGUGGCUGAUGGAGAGGUAGAGCAGAACUGGGCAACGCUACAGGGGGGUGAGAUGACCAUCCAGACAACGCAGGCAUCGGAGGCCACGCAGGCGGUAGCAUCGUUAGCAGAAGCAGCAGUGGCAGCAUCUCAGGAGAUGCAGCAAGGAGCAACUGUUACCAUGGCACUUAACAGUGAAGCAGCUGCCCACGCCGUAGCCACGCUGGCUGAAGCCACUCUUCAAGGUGGAGGGCAGAUUGUCCUGUCUGGUGAAACCGCAGCAGCAGUGGGAGCACUCACUGGAGUCCAAGAUGCCAAUGGCCUCGUGCAGAUCCCCGUCAGCAUGUACCAGACCGUGGUCACCAGCCUGGCGCAGGGCAAUGGCCCCGUGCAGGUGGCAAUGGCACCGGUCACCACACGGAUAGCGGACAGUGCCGUCACCGUGGACGGGCAGGCAGUGGAAGUGGUAACUUUGGAACAGUGACCGUAACCCACAGCAGGAGGAUCAUGAUGAUUUAUUUUUCUUUUUAUCUUUUUUUUUUUUUUGGUGGUUUUUUUUUUUUUUUUUUUUUUUUUUUUUUUUUUUGCCUCUUUAUGCAAAUAAAUUUUUUUAACGCCUAUCCAGAGAUGCAAUCAGGUGGCAUUUGAGUCUCUCUCCGCUUCGGAAGCAAAAGAGUUUUGUUGAUCAUUUUUAAGGAAUGAUAACGAAGGACGGUUGUGUGUGUAUGUGUGUGUGAAGCCCCGGAGCUGCGCCGAGAGGGAUCACAGAAUCACAGAAUUAUCAAGGUUGGAAAAGACCUAGAAGAUCAACUAGUCCAACCAUUACCAUUACCAUUACAUGUAUGUGGGGACUUGGGGACAAUAUGACCAGCACAUGCCCCGAUCCUUUGCCAAAGAGCCACAACCCCACCGCCAAUGACUCCAAUUCAACCCUUCUGGGGGACCCCUCUGGAGCCACGUGCCAGCUCUGUUCCUUCAGCAUCUCCUACAGCACAUCCCCAUUGCUGCCACUCAACUCAACCCAACCCACGUCACCCAACGUCUCCCAAAGGAGGGGACAGCCCAUGGGGGCAUUUUGGAGACAGAUCCUCCAGGACUUUCCAAAGGGACAAAAGCACCCCGGAAGCCCCCCACGGUGCGUGCUGGUUGUGCGUGGUGUAUUUAAUAUAAUUUUUUUAAUUAUUAUUAUUUUCAAGUGGCCAUUAACAAAGUUCUCCACGUCUUUGCUCCGCCUUCCAGGAAGUUUUCAGAUUCUUGUAUUUACUUGUUUUAUAAGGAAAAUAUCAAAUGCUCUUUGUAUACACUUCUUCUGUACUUUAAACAAGGGGAGGGAGAUAUUUCCAUAGAAACAGCCCUGGUUUCUCCGGUUUGUUAUUAUUAUUAUUUUUUUUUAAUUAUUAUUUUUUAUCGUCGUUGUGAAGAUGUUGGUGGCUUCCGAGUCCGUGUUCCUUGGGCGGUGCGAUGACAUUCUUUUAGUCCCAGCGGUCCCCUUUGCCCUCCCCUCAAAGAGACAAAACCAGGCAAGUAGCAGAGCAUGGACCCCUAUUGUUUUCCCAGUGUCUAUUCAAUAAAUUGUUACAAAUGUGUCUA